Nematolebias whitei (Rio pearlfish) is the source of this 2200-nucleotide messenger RNA. It is a transcript of the gene vangl1, whose product is annotated as VANGL planar cell polarity protein 1. Gene Ontology annotation, biological process: multicellular organism development. Gene Ontology annotation, cellular component: plasma membrane. Lineage: Eukaryota; Metazoa; Chordata; Actinopteri; Cyprinodontiformes; Rivulidae. The record is from RefSeq and is a predicted model, not a curated record. The transcript is spliced from 10 exons. The coding region runs from base 309 to 1898 and encodes 529 amino acids.
AGAAGCACUGCCCCUUGUGAGAGAGACUCCUGACUGCCGGGGUGAUUCCUCCGGUUACCACGGGCUGCUUCCUACUGUACCCUUCCGUGUGCUGCCAGGAAAACUACUUUACAACCUCUGGAUACAUCAUCAACCACGGAGAAUGAUUCCGCCACCGAUGAAAGGUUGAUGUUUCCUCGCCAGCCUCCUGACCGAUCCCCCGCAGCUCGGUGAGAGAGCGAACCGGGUUCUGCUGCGUCUGCCAGCGGUCGAGCAGAGCAGCCGCCCUGUUGCCUGGAGCCCCGUGGUCUCGGCAGGACCGCAUCGCCAUGGAUACCGAGUCCACCUACUCGGGCUAUUCCCACUACUCGGGGCGCUCCCGGGGAUCCCACAGGCACGGGGAGCGAAGCCGAGACCGGCACAAAUCUCGGAACAAAGACAGUCGCUCGGAAAAAUCCGUCACGAUCAACACGCCGCCAGCAGAGCCACUACUGGGCGACUCAACUGCUCGAAGUGAGCAGGCUCAGGAUGACAACUGGGGCGAGACCACGACGGCCAUUACUGGCACAUCGGAGCACAGCCUCUCCCAGGAGGAUAUUGUUCGCAUCACCAAGGACCUUGAGGACAGCGUGGGGCUCGACUGCCGCCGAUACUUCGCCCGGACCAUCGCUGUGAUCCUGGGCCUGCUGGUGUUCCUCACACCGCUGGCCUUCCUCACACUGCCACGCAUCCUGUGGCCGGAGAAGCUGCAGAGCUGCGGGACGGCCUGCGAGGGCCUCUUCAUCUCCGUGGCCUUCAAGCUGCUCAUCCUGCUGCUGGCCGUCUGGGCGCUCUUCUUCAGGCCGCCACGGGCCGGACUCCCGCGCGUCUUUGUUUUCCAGGUUCUCCUGGCCGUGUUGGUGUUCCUCCUUGUCGUCUCCUACUGGCUCUUUUACAGUGUCCGGAUUCUUGACGCUCAGGACCAAAACUACCAGGGCGUGGUCCAGUACGCCGUGUCCCUGGUGGACGCGCUGCUCUUCAUUCACUACCUGGCCGUCGUCCUGCUGGAGCUCCGGCAGCUCCAGCCGUGCUUCUCCGUGUGCGUCACGCGCUCCACGGACGGCGCCACGAGGCACUACAACCUGGGCCAGCUCAGUAUUCAGCGGGCAGCUCUAGCCGUCGUAGAGCACUACUACAGUGACUUCCCGAUCCACAACCCAGCGCUGCUUUCUGCCUCCAAGUCCCGCGCCGCUAAGCACCUGGCUGGCCUCAAGGUCUACAACGUGGACGGUGAGCAAAUGGAUCAGAAUUCAAGUACGGGGCUUGUCCAGUCCCAGUCCAGAGCCAUGAUCGCGGCCGCAGCCCGACGCCGGGACACCAGCCACAACGAGUUGUACUACGAAGAGGCUGAGCAUGAGCGGCGAGUCCGCAAACGUAAAGCACGACUGGUGGUGGCGGUAGAGGAAGCCUUCACCCAUGUCAAGCGCAUGCAGGACGAGGAGCAGAAAAAGGCUCCCGGCGACGUGAUGGACCCACGCGAGGCGGCGCAGGCCAUCUUUCCCUCCAUGGCUCGGGCCCUGCAGAAGUACCUGAGGACCACCAAGCAGCAACACUGCCACAGCAUGGAGAGCAUCCAACAGCACCUGGCCUUCUGCAUCACCAACAACAUGACGCCCAAGGCGUUCCUGGAGAGCUACCUGACACCGGGUCCCAGCUUGCAGUACAGCCGGGACCAUUGGCGAGCCCGCCAGUGGACGCUCGUCAGUGAGGCGUCGGUCACCAGUGGUGUGAAGGAUGGAACCAUCUUCCUACUCAAGUGCGUGGACUUCAGCUUGGUAGUGACGUUCAAGAAGAUCCCCUACAUCCAGAUGUCCGAGGAGUACAUCGACCCCAAAUCUCACAAGUUUGUCCUGCGACUCCAGUCCGAAACCUCUGUGUAGGACGCCAAACACUUUCUAAAUUCCUCACAAGGUCUUGGUUUGAAGCUUUUAUUUGUACUUUUCUUUUUAAGAAACCUAUACAGACGUCUUUAUCGCACACACAUCUGGAUUUAUGGAUAUUUUUAUGUUCCACUUCGAUCAAAAAGAAGAAACGUCGUCAUGUGCACAAAUCCUGUUUGUGUGUCGUUUUUGGUGUCGGCACAUUCACUCGUUGCGUUCUGAGGUUUGGGACGCGUAAGCCAAACGAGUUUGAGAUAAAGGCACAUUUUGAAGUCACCACAGAAGACGGACAAAUCUUUACC